AUGCUCGGCGCCGCACGUCUCGCCGGUGUUGCACGGCGCACCACCGCUCUCCGGUCGCUCCCGCUUAGCUCGUGCAGGCUGCCGACGUCUGCACUGCCCGUGGCUCGCAUUGAGCGGUUCUUCGUGCAGCAUCAGCCGCGCGCUCGGUCUCCAUCGUUCAUGACUUCGCUCGCCGCUCGCUCUUCCGUUUUCAGCCGCUCCAGCUCAUCGGUGUCCAAAGCUUCAGGAGGCGAAGUGGCUACUGCCGAGAGUAUGUCACAUCUCGAGCGUUUGAAGGAUCUGUGGCGCAAAUACGGCAUCGUGGCAAUCGGCACGUACCUGACCAUGUAUGGAGUUGUGCUGGGCUCCAUGUAUCUGGCCAUCGACCAGGGCUGGGUACGCACCAACAAAAGGACCAACUCUAAGGGAGAAGGACAACUUGACGAGAGCUUUAAUCUCGUUACUACGACGAACAAGUUUGUCAAGAUUGCGGAGGAUUUAGGCAUCGCAAAGUACUUGGAGGUGGAGCAAGUGAGCUCCAAGACGGGCACAUUCUUGUUAGCGUGGAUCGCGACCAAGUUCACGGAGCCUGUGCGUCUGGCGCUGACGAUCGCAAUAACGCCGCGUAUUGCGCGUUUCUUGGGCCGCGCACCCAAACUGCCUCCUAAAGCGCCAGGAAAGAUCGCUACUAUGAUCAAGAAACAAACGGCGUCGAAGGAGAAACCCAAGGCGUAA
Messenger RNA from Phytophthora nicotianae INRA-310, 714 nucleotides. RefSeq lists its product as hypothetical. The record is from RefSeq and is a predicted model, not a curated record. Gene Ontology annotation, cellular component: mitochondrion. The transcript is spliced from 2 exons. NCBI's taxonomy places the organism in Eukaryota, Oomycota, Peronosporomycetes, Peronosporales, Peronosporaceae. The coding region runs from base 1 to 714 and encodes 237 amino acids.